Messenger RNA from Pollicipes pollicipes, 1030 nucleotides. RefSeq lists its product as uncharacterized. The transcript is spliced from 11 exons. Bases 367 to 858 code for a protein of 163 amino acids. The record is from RefSeq and is a predicted model, not a curated record. Lineage: Eukaryota; Metazoa; Arthropoda; Thecostraca; Pollicipedomorpha; Pollicipedidae.
CUGUCGUCGCCGUCGCCCUCCGGACCAGGUGGCGGGAGGAGCGGUCCUGGGCCGGCGCCGUCCUGUCCUUACAGCUUCGCUGGUGAACCAGCAGGCUGGUGCCGCCCCCGAGCUAGCGGGAGGCGCCUGGCUGGCAGCCGGCCCGGGAGAGGCGGCCACUGCUCCACUCAGCGCCCCGUCGGCAGACCCGGUGCCGGGGGGCGAGCGUGGGCCGGCGGCUGUCGUCUGCCCGGUCGAUCCUCCGCCAGGCGAACGCUGCCUUUGGGAAUUCGCCAGAAAGUAAACCCUCGAUGGUCUUAACUGCGAAAAAACGAAGAGUCUGGCAUGACAAUGCAGCUGUGAAAUAAUUCCUGACCGGAGGAUGUGAUGGCCCUUGACGUCGAGGAGGCAGCUCCUGAGCAGCGGCGGCACGGUUUCCGGUCGCCGGCCGACCGCCCCGCCCCCGCGCUGCCGGUGUUGCUCGGGGGGGUCCGGCAUCUUGGCUGCGUGGGUGGCGUACCACCCGCAGUCAACUGGACGCGGACGGCAUGCCUGUGCUGGCUGCCUGCACUGCCAGAGACCCUGGUGACUGGGUUGGACAGUGACCAGGUCGAGCUCCUGGCCGAGCUGGGCAGCGGCCUCUGCAGCGUCUGCUACCGUCUACAGCGCUACUACCAUGGUCCGUCCGCUGGCGUGUCGCAGCCGAGGGACGGCGCUCGCCGAGUCCAGGUGCUGGGAGCUGGGCGCCCAAGGCUGGCUGCGGCAGCAGCGACCUUCCCGCGGCUCGAGUCAUCGCGAUGUGGAGUCCGGCAGCAUCUGGGAGUCGAGGACACCCGCGUUGCGUUUGGCGUAAUAGGUCGGCCGUGCGGAUGGCCGUGAUAGUUCUAACGGUUUACGGGUGGGAUCGGAAGCAUCCGAUCUGUAUCGAUCCGUGGAGUGGUCGGCGUGUCGGCGUCAGCGCCGCCUGCUGUGGUCCCCGUGGCCCGUGGUGCACAGCGCGUGGUUGGUGUGCACCUUAUUCCACGUUGUCCUAAAUAAAGCAGAUGCGUAU